Messenger RNA from Pseudovirgaria hyperparasitica, 696 nucleotides. RefSeq lists its product as uncharacterized. Bases 124 to 696 code for a protein of 190 amino acids. The transcript has 4 exons. The record is from RefSeq and is a predicted model, not a curated record. Lineage: Eukaryota; Fungi; Ascomycota; Dothideomycetes; Acrospermales; Acrospermaceae.
GCUAUCGUUAUAUCGACCCAGGCCGCGCACGACGGUCAUGUAUAUAUAUAUAAUCAUUCUACAUCGUCUGCAACACUGUAUAUACGCAUGUAUAUACACAUACACUAAUAAUCCAUCCACACAAUGCGGCGAUUUCCCUUUCGAUUGGUAUAUCAUCACACGGCGUGGGACACAUAUGGGGAGCACGGCGGAGCAGUCAGUGAGAGAUAUUUUGGGUGUCUGGACUCGUCGCCUGAGGCGGACCACGUGAGAUGGAUGCAUAAUGGCUGUUUUGAGGGGUUACUAGUAACUAUGGUAAUGCAUUGGAUGCAUGUAUUGAGUCUGGUAUGCGGAUGGAGGCUGGCGUUUUGCCUUGGGAGGGCUAGCUUUUACUGUUGUUUCGUGAGGGCAGGAUGCUAUUUCGUGAGUCGGUCGGUCAGGCGGAUGGUGGCUGCUGGUUGGUGGUGUGGGCUGGCAUGCUGGCUGGCUGGUAACGAUGGUAGUGGACCAGGAGAUCUCAGCGCGCUCGAGGAGGAGAGGAGAGGAGAGGGCACCGAGGCAAACGCAUGCAUGCAUACAUGGGACGGAGAGCCGUUGAGCAUCUGUGGCGUGCAUGAAGGUGGUAUGCCGCAACCUUAUCGUACCGAGAAAGCGCCCUCUCUCUCUCUAAUUAAGCCUCAAGGAUGCCUCGAUCAGUGGGACAACGAUGGCCAGUGA